Messenger RNA from Solanum lycopersicum (tomato), 1237 nucleotides. RefSeq names its product cytoplasmic 60S subunit biogenesis factor REI1 homolog 1. Gene Ontology annotation, cellular component: preribosome, large subunit precursor. Lineage: Eukaryota; Viridiplantae; Streptophyta; Magnoliopsida; Solanales; Solanaceae. Gene Ontology annotation, biological process: ribosomal large subunit biogenesis. The record is from RefSeq and is a predicted model, not a curated record.
AAUGAAGAGUUUAAUUUGCAAUUGUUGUAAUAAGGAAUUUUUUGACGAAAAUGAACAAAAAAUUCAUUACAAAUCAGAAUGGCACACUUAUAAUCUUAAACGCAAGGUUGCUGGAGUUCCUGGAUUGACAGAAGCACUCUAUAAAGCCAGACAGUCUGCACUUUUAGAAACCCCAUUGCUAUAUAGCUGUGAACACUGUGGCAAAGAAUUUACAACCUCUAAAGCUCAUGCUCAACAUCUCAAAUCUAAGAAGACUCACUUAGCACGAGCUUCGCAAGAGAUAGCUCAUCAUCACGAGUGGGAGGAGGUUGAUCAAGAGGAAGAGAUCGCGUGUGAAGACAAUGACUCAUUGAAGGAACUAAAGAUGAACAGGAGCAGUACUAGUAGUGGUGUUAAGGAUGAGGAGUUUGAUCCGCGUUGCUGUUUCAUGUGUGAUAUGAAACACGAUACAGUAGAAAACUGCACGAUCCAUAUGCACAAGAAGCACGGGUUCUUCAUACCUGAUAUCGAGUAUUUGAAGGAUCCUAAAGGCUUCAUCACUUACCUUGGUCUCAAGGUUAGAAGGGAUUAUAUGUGUCUGUAUUGCAACGAUAGAUGUCGUCCUUUUAGUAGUUUGGAAGCAGUUCGGAAGCAUAUGGAUGCAAAAAACCAUUGCAAGGUACACUAUGGUGAUGGCGGUGAUGAUGAAGAGGCGGAAUUAGAAGAGUUUUACGACUAUAGCAGCAGCUAUGUGGAUACAACUGGGAAGCAGCUUGUUUCAUCUGGGGAUUUUAACAACAAUGUAGAGCUGGGAAGUGGUGGAUCUGAACUCAUAAUAACAACAAGAACUGAUGAUCGAUUGUCUGUUAAAUCAAUCGGGUCAAGAGAGUUUUUGAGAUACUAUCGCCAGAAACCAAAGCCUACGCGUACUAAUGAUACAGCUAUAAGCUCUGCCUAGCUUCAAGGUAUCGAAGCACGAGACUAGCAACCAUGUAGAGGGAGCACAAUGCUAUGAUGGAAGUGUUGAAGGCCAUGAAUAGAUGUGGUGUGGAUGCUGCACUCUGGGAUUGGCAGGAAAAGCAAUGUUAUUCGAGACCUCCCUAAAAAUAUACCAUAUAUCCUAUGAGUGCUAUAAUAUUUAUCAGUGUGUAUAGUUUUGGAGAAGCAUAAUACAUAAACAUGCCUCUUAACUAUGUAUAAACGUUUGGGAUACCACACACCCAACGCCAAGAAAUAAAUAGAAAUUUCAAAUUUAUAA